Molecule: messenger RNA, 1245 nt
Organism: Lasiodiplodia theobromae
Lineage: Eukaryota; Fungi; Ascomycota; Dothideomycetes; Botryosphaeriales; Botryosphaeriaceae
Product: NADH:flavin oxidoreductase NADH oxidase
Exons: 2
Coding region: 1-1245 (414 amino acids)
Molecular function (GO): FMN binding; NADPH dehydrogenase activity
Source: RefSeq, a predicted model, not a curated record
AUGCCCGCACCUAUCACAGCCCCAGCCUUUGCGCCACUGAAGGACACGGCUCUGUUCAAGCCACUCCAGCUGGGCAAGCUUUCUUUGAGCCACCGCAUGGUGCUGGCUCCCCUGACGCGCAUGCGCGCGCAAAAGGAGAGCGAUGGCGUUUUUGUGCCGCACGAGUUGAACGUCGAGUAUUACAAGCAGCGUGCCAGCAAAGGUGGUCUGCUCCUGACUGAAGCCACCGAUAUCUGCCACUACGCUGGCGGUUACCCCGGAGUACCCGGCGUCUUCACAGCCUCGCAGCUGGCCGGCUGGAAGAAGGUGACGGACGCAGUGCACGCGAAGGGUGGCUACAUCUUCUGCCAACUCUGGCAUACCGGACGCGCCUCGCCACCCUCGUUCCGCGCCGGUGCGCAACCCCCUAGCAGCAGCGACAUUCCCAUCUCCGGCAACGCGCUCGACGGUACUGCCUACGCCGACAACCCGCCGCGGCCGCUCACCGUCGACGAGAUCCACGCGCUGACGGCUGAGUGGGCGGCGGCGGCGAAGCGUGCGGUUGAAGAGGCGGGCUUUGACGGCGUCGAAAUUCACGGAGCGAACGGCUACUUGCUGGACCAGUUCCUGCACGACAACGUCAACCGACGCACCGACGCCUAUGGUGGCAGUGUCGAGAACCGGUGCCGCUUCCCGCUCGAGGUUAUCGCAGCCGUCGCGGCGGCCAUUGGCGGCGAGCGCACGGGAAUCCGCCUGUCGCCGUACAACUACUUCCAGGACACCAAGGACAGCAACCCUAACGCGCACUGGGCCUACCUCUGCAACAAGAUCGCGCAGCUGCCGGAGAAGCCGGCGUACGUGCACAUGGUCGAGCCGCGCUUCGACGAGGUGCUGGACGAGCAGGGCAAGCUGGACGCGCUGGCGGCCUACACGGCGCAUGAAGAGAACGGGGUCGAGGCGGAGGCGACGGCGCCUGCGAAGAAGGUGCCCAACAGCCUCGUGCCGUUCCGUCGCAUCCUGGCCAAGGGCGGGGUCCGCUUCCUGACGGCGGGUGGCUUCAACCGCGAGAAUGCGGCGCCUGUGGUCGAGGCCGACGACGCUGACUGCGUUAUCUUCGGUCGGUGGUUCAUCGCCAAUCCCGAUCUGCCGCGCAGGUUGGAGGAGGGGCUGCCGCUGAACCAGUACGAUCGCAGCACCUUUUACGGCGCGGAUCCGCCCAAGAAGGGCUACGUGGAUUAUCCGUUCUUUGAGGAGGCGUCGGCAUAG